AUGCAGUACGAAGGAACAACAAAGGUUCAAAACUCAAGAAAGGACAUGCUUGCUUCUCGCUUUGAGAAUCUAAAGAUGGAGGAGGAUGAAACCAUCUCUGAAUUCAGUUCAAAAUUAAGUGCUCUGGCGCAAGAAGCAGCUGUGUUAGGCAAAAAAUACAAAGAUAAGAAGCUGGUGAAGAAAUUCUUGAGAUGUCUGCCAUCGAGGUUUAUGGGGUACAAAUCAGCACUCAGUGUGUCCAGCAACACAGAGAACAUGCCAUUCAGUGAAUUGGUAGGUAUGCUGAAAGCUCAUGAGAUGGAGGUAGACAGUCUGAAGAAACCUAAAAGUCUAGCUCUAAAAUGUGAGAACCGCACCACUGAAGACGAGGAAGACGAUCCCAUAAGUCUUCUGGUUCGAAGAUUUGAUCGUGCCUUGCGGAAAACUGGGAAACCUCAGAAGAAGGUUGCAUCCUUCAAGAAGACAACUGAAGGGGACAAGUCAAACAGGAAGAGUGAGGUGCGGUGUCAUGAGUGCAAGGGAUAUGGACAUUUCAAGAAUGACUGUCCUACUAUCAAGCGACGGAAGAUUCAGUGCUAUGGCUGCAAAGGAUUUGGACACACUCAGCUGGAAUGUGUCAACGAUCAAAAUCGCAGGAAGGACAAGUCCAUGUUGGCUGAGGAAGAAUCGGAUGAUGACUCAGAGGAUGACUCAGUUGAAGAGACAAACAACUUCGUGACGUUUAUCGGGAUCGCUGAAAUUGAGGAGGGACAGGAGUCAGAGUCAGAGCCUGAAGAAGAAAAGGAAGAUGAUCUCAUAAGCAGCUACAAGGAAGUACGUCAUGUCCUAGUUAGUCUCAACCAAGAAAACAGUGAAUUGAAGAAAGAAAACCAGAGAUUGUCUGUACUAGUAGACAAGCUCAGCAAAGAUCUCGAAGCAGCAAAUGCACUUGGCCAGGGAAGUGUCAAUCUGAUCAAGGAGAAGCUGGAAUUAGCCAACCAAGCUGAAAGUCUGAGGCAGCAUCUAAAGGUUGAAAAGCAGAUAUCGGAGAAGCUGGAGUCAGAACUAGAUCAGUUAAAUAAGCAGAUUCAGAUGUUCGCAGGAACCAAGCAACUGGACAAGAUCCUGAGCUACGAAUGUCAAGCUAAUACAAAGCAUGGAUUGGGUUACAGUGGAUGGGAACAGAGGAGCUCAGAUGAAAUCAAGUUUUUUUCAUCAGGAUACAACCAGCCUGAAGGACGAAGACCUGUCACCAAACUGCGAAAAGGACGAGAGUGCUAUUACUGUGGCAAGAUCGGACAUAUCAAGGCAUACUGCUACAGCAGAUGGAACAUGGUUCAGAAACUGAUCAAGCAACAGAAGUUCAGUUGGAAUGGAUCCACGAAUCAAGUCUGGGUCAGGAAAGAGGAUUUGCGAUUCGAACCUAAGGGACAACAGAAGAAGAAUCCUUUCAAGCCAAGAGAAUUCACUGUUAAGAGAUCUUCCAGGGAGGAUCCAAUGUCAAUGUUGUGGCAUGGAUUCAAGUGCAACAUGGCCCAAGUUGAAAGCGACGAAGACGAGUCAGAGCCUUGGUACUUCGAUAGUGGGUGCUCACGGCACAUGACUGGAAACCGAAGCUACCUCCGAAAUUUUAAGAAGAUUAAGGGAGGAAGAGUUACGUUUGGUGAUGGAAGUGUCGGUGCCAUACAAGGAAAAGGUAUUACAAAAGACGAAGAUCAGCCUGAUCUAGUCAAUGUAUACUUAGUACAGGGACUUAAGGCGAAUCUUAUCAGCAUAAGUCAACUAUGUGAUGAAGGGCUAAUUGUGAUAUUCACCAACAAAGGAUGCAGAGCAGUGAAUGAUGAUGGACAGAUUAUCCUAGCUGGAGAAAGGUCAGGCAAUAAUUGCUACAUGUGGAACAAGUCAGGGUCGGUUAUGAGCUGUUUUACUGUCUGUGAUAAUCUGCAGCUAUGGCACCAGCGACUCGGACACAUGAACAUCAGGAAUCUCAAUGAUCUCAUCUCAAAGGAGAGCAUUAGAGGAGUUCCAAAGAUCAAGGGAGGAGAUAAGUUUGUGUGUGGAGCAUGUAACCAAGGCAAACAGGUGAAAGUCCAACACAAACGAGUACCUGACGUACAAUCCAAAGCACCACUUGAUCUAGUUCAUAUGGAUCUGAUGGGGCCAGUUCAGACAGAGAGUUUGGGAGGUAAAAAGUAUGUGUUUGUGCUGGUUGACGACUUCACCAGAUUCACAUGGGUUAGGUUUCUCCGUGAAAAGUCUGACACGGCGGAUAGCUUUAGAAUCUGGGCUCUACAACUCAUGAAUGAACGAGGGUCAAUCAAACGAGUCAGGAGUGAUCAUGGAGGAGAGUUUCAGAACAAGUUCAUGAAGUUGUUCUGUGAAAGUCAUGAAAUAGCUCAUCAGUUUGCUGCACCCAGAACCCCACAGCAAAACGGCGUAGUAGAACGGAAGAAUCGAACACUUCAGGAGAUGGCUCAUGCAAUGAUCUAUGGAAAUCAAGUUCCCAAACGUUUUUGGGCAGAAGCAGUCAGCACAGCAUGUUACAUAAUCAAUCGGGUGUACAUGCGAAAGGGAACAUCAAAAACUCCUUAUGAAUUAUGGAAAGGAAAGACACCUAACGUAAGCUACUUUCAUGUCUUUGGAUGCAGGUGCUACAUCUUGAAUGACAAGGAUCACCUUGGAAAGUUUGAUUCAAGGAGUGAUGAAGGAAUUUUUCUGGGCUACUCAGGCCAUAGCUCAGCCUUUCGUGUGUUCAACAUGAGGACGAAGGUUCUGGUUGAGUCAGUCAAUGUAGUGUUCGAUGACUACGCUCAGAUGAAAUGGGAGAAGCCUCUGAUCGGGAGUGAUUCUGAAGGUGAUGAAGCGGAUCGGAUCAUGACUCAGGAGAACACAAAGCAAGUUCAUCGGAAUCAUUCAGCCUCAGAUAUCAUCGGUGAGGUGAAUGAAGGGAGGAAGACUCGUGGCAUUCAAUUGGAUUUCAAGAAAAUGGUUGGAAAGUUCUCUGAGAUGGUGCUAUAUUCCUGCUUUGUGUCAGUGAUUGAACCAAAAGAUCACAGACAAGCGUUGCAGUAG
Molecule: messenger RNA, 3051 nt
Organism: Eutrema salsugineum
Lineage: Eukaryota; Viridiplantae; Streptophyta; Magnoliopsida; Brassicales; Brassicaceae
Exons: 2
Coding region: 1-3051 (1016 amino acids)
Biological process (GO): DNA integration
Molecular function (GO): nucleic acid binding; zinc ion binding
Source: RefSeq, a predicted model, not a curated record